Molecule: messenger RNA, 1626 nt
Organism: Peniophora sp. CBMAI 1063
Lineage: Eukaryota; Fungi; Basidiomycota; Agaricomycetes; Russulales; Peniophoraceae
Source: the annotation of a GenBank genome assembly
AUGUCUUCUCUCAAGCAAGGCGAGUUCGUCGGCUCUCUCGACUGCGGUACAACCUCGACCCGCUUCAUCAUCUUCGACCAGUACGCCAACAUCGUAGCUCUUCACCAGCAGGAGUUCCCUCAGUACUAUCCCCACCCAGGAUGGCACGAGCAUGAUCCUGAAGAACUCCAGGCCAUCUGCGAGGAUUGUAUCGACAAAGCUUGCGAGAAGCUGGAGCAGGCAGGAUGGGCCCGUGACAGCGUCAAGGUCAUCGGCAUCACUAACCAACGUGAGACAACGGUAGCCUGGUCGCGCAAGACUGGCAAGUCUCUAUGCCGCGCCAUCGUCUGGGACGACUCGCGCACAAGGAACCUUGUCACGUACUUCGAGCAGAAGCUUAAGAACUACGGCAUCGAGACCGCUCCUGGCCACCACAAGCAUGGCUCCGCCGGCGUUCAGCUCCUCAAGGAGCUCACUGGUCUCCCCAUCUCAACGUACUUCUCUGCGCUCAAGCUUCGCUGGAUGCUCGAGCACCACGAGAACGUUCGCGCCGCUCAUGAGUCCGACGACCUCAUGUUUGGUACGGUCGAGUCGUGGAUCGUCUACAACCUCACUGGUGCAACUGAUGGGGGUCUUCACAUAUCUGAGGUCUCCAACGCCUCCCGCACGCUUCUUAUGAACGUCAAGACGCUGCAGUGGGAGCCUAGGCUCCUCAAGUUCUUCGAUCUCCGCGAGUCUAUCCUUCCUAAGAUUGUCUCGACUUCCGAGGUCUACGGAAAGGUUGGCAAGGGCGCUCUUAAGGGUGUCCCGAUUGGUGGUCUUGUCGGUGAUCAGCAGGGCGCACUCAUCGGCAACAAGUGCUUGAAGCAGGGCGAGGCUAAGUGCACAUACGGCACUGGUGCUUUCCUGCUAUUCUGCACGGGUGAGGACAUUGUUCUCAGCCAGCAUGGUCUCCUCAGCACUGUCGCAUACCAGCCGGGCCCGAACGCCAAGCCUGUGUACGCUCUCGAGGGUGCAAUCGCCGUCGCCGGUAGCGCAGUCAAGUGGCUUCGCGACUCCAUGGGUAUGAUCAAGUCUGCCGAGGAGAUCAACGACCUCGCAGCUUCCGUUCCCACGACAGGCGGUGUCUUCUUCGUAACCGCCUUCUCUGGCUUGCUCGCUCCCUACUGGGACCCAGCAGCAACGGGUACCAUCGUCGGCCUGUCGUCUUACACCACGCCCGCCCAUCUUUGCCGCGCGACGCUGGAGGCCAACGCUUUCCAGACUCGCGCUGUCAUCGACUCCAUGGAGCUUGACUCGAAGGCGCCGCUCAAGCAGCUUAAGGUCGACGGCGGUAUGACCAACGGCGAGAUGGCCAUGGAGAUCCUCGCCGACAUCGGAGGCUUCGACGUCGUUCGCCCUGAGAUGCGUGAGUCGACCGCGCUCGGCUCGGCUUUGUUGGCCGGCUCCGCCAUUCGUCUCUUCGGCUGGGACAUCACCAAUCCGGAGACGCUCAAGGAGGUUAACACCGCCGGUGCACACACCUUCACGCCUUCCAUGGGCGCCAAGGACCGUGCCCAGCGCUGGAGUGGAUGGCAGCGCGCUGUCGAGCGCUCCCGUGGCUGGGAGGAGGGCGUCGCUUCUGGCGGCGAGAGCGACUCCGACUAA